AUGGCAGCGGCUUCAGGUGCCUUGUGUGCCGCCGGGCGCGUAGUGGCAGGUGGUGGUGCCUUGCAGAAGGAGGGUCAGACUUUACGAGAGGGGGAGCAGAACACUCAAGUCUUGCGGGAGAAGCUCAAAGGACUAGAAAAGGAGCUCACGGAGGUUCUGCAGCCGAGAAUGCGGAGAUGCAACGAGGAGGCCACCGGCCGUCGUCAACGCUGCGGAGACCUCCAAGAGGCCAUUGAACACUUGGGCGAAGCCCGUGCAAAAGCAGCCGAGGAGGUGGGUGGCCUCUCAAAGAGGCAGCUCUCCGAGAUCCGGCGACUCCUAAGGAGUCCGCCAGAACCGGUGAAGCGCACCUUAGCAGCCUGCUGGCUGCUAUUGCACUGCCAGCGCUUCAAAGAUAAGCCCAGUGCUGUUCGCUUUGAUGAGAAGACGGAUUGGCCGCGGUGCCAACGAAUGUUGGUCGAUGAGGGAUUUAUUGCCUCGGUCCUGUCCUUUGACUCCAAACAGCUGGAUGAGGUCCCAAGCGUCCCGGCCUGUGUGGCGCAGAGCUUGGGAAUUGCUGAUGCAGGUGCUCCAAAGGUGCGCCCUGCACUGCGGCGAAGCGCCACAGUCCCGGUGAAGCCGCAGCCUCCCUUGGACAUUGCGGCCGUGCUCCGAGCCUCGGAGCCCUGCGGCCCCUUGUUGCACUGGGUGCAGGCGCUGAUUGUCGAGCACACCGAGCGGAUAAAGCUCCAAGCAGAGUUGACAGAGGCAGUUGCGGCCAGAACAAAGGCAGAAUCAAGCGAAGCGGAGGCUGAAGCAGAUCUUGCAGAAGCUGAGGCAUUGCUGGGUCGCUUGCGAGAGGCGCUUGCCAGCCAGGAAGCUGCACUGGAACAGCUAGCUGCCGAGAAGAUGGCGGCUGAGAAGGCUUUGCGUGAUAUCCGUAGACUUGACAGCAUCGCUGUCCCCACCAAAGCGCCGAAAGUGUCGGAGUCACCCAAGGCGUCACCAGAGAAGAAGGCAGAGAAGAUACCGAUUCCCAUCGAGUUGGAAGUGAGCGGGACGUUGGCAGCUGUAGAACAGAAGCUGGCCCAGUGUGGGGUGCCCUUCAAACGUGCGGAUGCACAAGUCUUGGAGGGAGAUCCUCAACAGGCUCUGAUCUUGCCACGAAUUGCGGAGAUUUUGAAAGAUCACCGUGGAAAGCUCAAGUUGCUGUUGGAAGGACACCAAGCUGAGGGAGAAGAACCAGGCACUGACCUGGAACGUAGCCUGGCCGUCUACCAAUGGUUGGUUGAGGUAGCUGGCUGUGCUCCAGGGCUUUUGCGCUUGAAGGGUUGCGGCUCCACCGCAGGGUUGGGGCAGUUGGUGGUGCCUGUGCCCAUCCAGGAGCUCGUGAUUCGUUCCGGUCCCAAGCCUGCGGAGAUGGAGGGCAUGAACUUCCCCAGCGGCCUUUACUUCGCCAAGGACAGCACAUCGCUCUUGCCGGAGAUUGAGGUGCUUCUGCCACCACUGGGAAAGGCCUUAGAGGAGCAUGCUGUGAGGUUGGAAGGGCAUGUAGAUCGAGAUGAGAAUCCCGACCUGGCAGGCCGACGGGCGGUCCGGGUCCGUGAGCUCCUCAUGGAACUGGGUGUCCCUCGGACCCAGAUGCGGCCGCAGAGCUGCAAGGCUCUUCAUCCUUUGAGCCGCACACAGCUGGCAGUGAAUCGGCGGGUGGAGCUUCACAUCCUGUGA
This is a messenger RNA of Durusdinium trenchii, 1707 nucleotides long. The record is from the annotation of a GenBank genome assembly. Lineage: Eukaryota; Dinophyceae; Suessiales; Symbiodiniaceae.